AUGAAGAGGGCCCCCGUCGCCGCCGUCGUCGCUGCGCCACUGCUGCUCCUGGCCGCGGCCGUGGGUCUGGCCAGGGCGUCGUGCGAGUGCGGCUACCUGGACCCGACGACCAACGAGCUGUGGACAGAUGCGAGCAUCACCUACUUCAACGAGAGCGGCACCGGCGAUGUUGCCUAUGAGGGCGCCAAGUCCAUCUACGGCAAGGAUGCACCGACGAAAAGUAACAGCAGCCCGACGGGCGAGACGGGCGGGCAGGCGUGGACAGUCGUCGGCGACCUGGUGCACGACUGGGAGAUGAGCUUUGGGGCAACGUGGCGCAGCGCCGUCAAGGCCAACAACACCUUUGCCGACGGCGACCUGGGGUUAGCCAUGCGUGUGUCGGUGCCCGACUUCCAGGAGCGCAUCGUCGACGGGGCACAGCUCGUGACGCGGCGGCGCGACAUUGAGUUUGGCUCGCUGCGGACCAUGGUGGUGCCGCCCAACAACACGGCCCAGGCGGGCGGGGGUGCUGCUUUCAAGUUUGGCACAUUCUACAACGAGAGUGAGACGGCAAGUAUGGGCCUCUUCUACAACGACCAUGCUGCGUCGGACCUGGCGCCAAACGUGACGGUGCGCCUCGACUACGCCACGCGCGGGCGCGACUCGGACCCGCUCACACUCAAUCUCACCUGGUUUGACGCCGACAUAGCUCAGACGUACGAGCACCGCAUCGACUGGCACUCGUCGAAGCUGCUCCAGUUUCGAAACAGUGGGAGCAACGCCAGCACGAGCCUCGUCAGCUACGAAAAGGGCUACAAUGCAAGCAACCUGCCGUCGGUCGCUGCCCCCGUCAGCUUCCAGUUCUGGUCCAACGGCGAGCCAAGCGCCUCGCAGGGCCCGCCGAUGUACACCGACCUCGUCACGCACGUCGUCUAUGCGCGCCUCUUCUUCAACUCGUCGCUGGCCCUGCGCAGGGACCAGUUUGCGGACCUGUGCGCCUCGUCGCCGCCCGCCGACAGCGUGUGCAGCACCGACGACAACACGCUCCGCGGCAGCACGCCCUUCGCUGUCGAGUCACUCGAGCGCGUGUUGCCGCCUCAUCCUCACUUCCGGGUGCCGAUCUGGGCAGUCAUCCUCGAGCUCGUCUCGGUGUGCCUCACCCUUCUUCUCAUCGGCCACGGCCUGCUCGUCCAAUUCCUGGCGCGGCGGCAGCUGAAACGGGAGCGGCGUCACCACCACCACCACGGCGGGCAUGACGGCGCCGAUGGCGAAAAGGACUUCUUUGCCCGGCCGAGCCUCAAGCGGUCCGGCAGCGGCACUGCUUCCGAGUGGGUGCCUGGCUCGGCGAGCGUCAUCUCACGGUCAGCCUCCACCUCGUCGCUCGCCAUGUGGAUCAACACCAUGCCUCUGGAGGCCGAGGCGGGCCACGACGCGGCUCAGGGCGGCGACGUGGGCGGUCAGCACGAGGGCGCGCUGCGGCAGCUCUUCCAGGGCUGGCACGACGACACGGCCGUGCUCGACCAGUCCUUUGACGACAGCGCCGUCGACGACUCGAUGGUGCAGGACCUGGGCAUGCAUCACCGGCGGGGCUAUGCAGGCGAGCGGGAGCCGGAGCUGCCUCUGCAUCUCCACCCUGCGCUGCCUCGACGGCCCGAUCGCACUUUUGAUGCCAGCGAUCGCCAGCGUCCUUCUCCCGUUCCUGCUCCGGCUGCCAUGUCGCAGUUCCAGCAUGUCGCCGCCGCCGCCGCCGCCAAGCAAGAAAAACCGCAGGGGAACCCCGUCAUUGCGCGCUGGAAGAGGCGCCGGGACGACGAGGACGGCGGCCAGCUCGCACAGCCGGCCGACCAAGCGGUGCAGGAGGCCAGGCGAAAGAGCUCUGCCGUCCACGUCGAGCCGACGCUCUUCAAGGUCGUCUCGUCGCGCAUCCGCCACGCGCUCCUCAUCGGGGGCGGCGAGAUGCAGCGCACGUCGACGGGUGCGACGAGGAUCGACUACCUGGACGGGAUGCGCGGCUAUGCGUGCUUGUUUGUCAGCUUCGGCCACUUUCUCCUCAUCUACUACCACGGCAUCUCCGACUUCUAUAGCCCGCACCACUACUACGAGUUUGAAAAGUGGUUCCGUAUCCUCCUGGGUGGACCCCUCAACAACCCGCUGCUGCUCCUGGGCACCUUUUUCGCGCUGCCCGCACGCACAAUGUGCCAGCGCUACCUCCUCCGCGGCGGCCUCGACUCGAUGGCCGACGCCUCGGUGCGCCGGCUGCCGCGGCUGAUGCUCCCCGUCGCCGGUGCCGCGCUCGCCAACUACUUUCUCAUCGACAUUUCCGCCUUCAAGUGGGUGCCGCGCCUCGCCUCGCGCACCUGGUCCACCUGGAGCUACUGGCAGGACUACGAGAAUGUCCUCGUGUUUGUCAAUGCCGUCCUCACGCUGCCCUGGGCAGGCCCGCCCGCGGAGCCGGCGUUGGUCACGGGCUACGCGACCGGCGUGCUCUGGACGAUCCCCGUCAUCGUGCAGGGCAUCUGGACAUGCAUGGUCUGCGCCCUCGUCGCCCACGAGAUCAAGCGGCCCUGGAAGCGGUUUAGCUUCUACGCCAUUUGCUGCGCCGCGAGCUGGUACGCCAACACGUGGGACUGCUUCUUCCUCUCGGGCCUCAUCGUCGGCGACCUCGACGGCAACCUCAAGUACCGCCAGUGGGCCGAGCGAGGCAUCCCGCUGCUGCCCCACUGGCGCACCUUUUUCCUCCGCGAGAGCCGUCCCUGGGCGCGCAUACAUGGCCGCUGGCUGGCCUGGAUCUACUUCCUGGCCUGCUGGGCCCAGCAGUACAUCCUCCAGAUCCCCAACGGCCCCGGCAACCUGAUGGAGACCGAGGAGCUCAACAUCCACCCCGACUGGCACACCUCGCGGCCCUAUGCCGACUCGGGCGGGCUGCCGUACAGCUACACGAACCCGCGCGUGUCUGGCUUUGCGCUCAUCCUCGGCCUCUUUAUCAUCGCCGACCUGAGCCCCGGCGUGCAGGUCUUCUUCCGGCUCCGCGUUUGGCACUUUCUCGGCAUGCACUCGAUGGGCAUCUACCUCUGCCACGGCCUCGUCUGGUGGACCUGGGAUGCCUGGCUGCUCCUUGAGCUCCUCGCCCGUGGCACGCCCUACUGGGCCGCCGUCACCGUCGUCUUUGUCACGGGCUAUGCGAUCCUCAUCCCGCUCGCCAUGUGCUUCACCUACACCUUUGAGCACUGGGCCACGCUCUUCUCCAAGGCCGUCUGGCGCCUCGCCUCGUGCGGCCUGGGCCGCAAGGUGUGA
Molecule: messenger RNA, 3273 nt
Organism: Acaromyces ingoldii
Lineage: Eukaryota; Fungi; Basidiomycota; Exobasidiomycetes; Exobasidiales; Cryptobasidiaceae
Exons: 2
Coding region: 1-3273 (1090 amino acids)
Molecular function (GO): acyltransferase activity, transferring groups other than amino-acyl groups
Source: RefSeq, a predicted model, not a curated record